Etheostoma cragini (Arkansas darter) is the source of this 2355-nucleotide messenger RNA. It is a transcript of the gene kremen1, whose product is annotated as kringle containing transmembrane protein 1. Gene Ontology annotation, cellular component: plasma membrane. Gene Ontology annotation, biological process: multicellular organism development. The transcript is spliced from 9 exons. The record is from RefSeq and is a predicted model, not a curated record. The coding region runs from base 291 to 1721 and encodes 476 amino acids. NCBI's taxonomy places the organism in Eukaryota, Metazoa, Chordata, Actinopteri, Perciformes, Percidae.
UCCCCAGCGCUGCAGGUUGAAUCUAUUGCCCCUAUUUCCUGUCACAUGGGUUGGAAAUAGGAUCCGUUUUUCUACUAUCUGUUCCCGUCUUUGUGGUGUCAACGUAGUAGAAGCUAUAGGACCUGCCUUGAAGUUCAGGGACUUUUAACGCCGGCCAAAGAGCGACUCCUGCACAGACCCAGAUAGUCUGCCAGCCAGCAAGUCAGUCAGUCCACCAGCCCGCUGGUCUGCGCAUCUGUCCGUCUGGCUGCACUUCACCUGAGAGCCAGUUCAGACUCUUUAAUCACACGAUGGAUUCCUGGACAGUCACCUCUGCUAUUCUUCUCGCUGGGGUUAUUUCUUCUGCGGCUUUUAGUGUUUUCGACACUGAGUGUUACACUGCCAACGGGGAAGACUACAGGGGUUUCCAGAACCAGACCAGCCUGCAUGGUGGUAAACCUUGCCUCUUCUGGAAUGAGACUUUCCAGCACCCUUACAACACCCUCAAAUACCCCAAUGGAGAGGGCGGUUUGGGCACCCACAACUACUGCAGGAAUCCUGAUGGGGACGUGCAGCCGUGGUGCUACAUUGCAGAUUAUGAAGACGGGAUCUACUGGAGAUACUGCGACAUCCCUACAUGCCAGAUGCCUGGGAACUUGGGCUGCUUCAAAGACAGCGGUGACCCUCCCACUCUAUCCGGCACCAGCGAGACCUCCAACAAACUCACCAUCCAGAACUGUAUUAGCUUCUGUAGGAAGCAGAGAUACAAGCUUGCUGGCAUGGAGUCAGGAUACGCCUGUUUCUGUGGCAACGAAGUGGACCAGCGCGACCACGGCGAGUCGCCUAGCAUGGAGUGUAACCAUGUUUGCUUUGGCGACCACACCCAGCCCUGCGGCGGAGAUGGCUGGGUCAUCAUCUUUGACACCCGAGUUGGGGCCUGCGGUGGAAACUACUCCUCUCCAUCAGGAGUGAUCUACUCCCCUGACUUCCCCGACAAGUACGGGGCUGGCCGUGUUUGCUACUGGACUAUCCAGGUCCCUGGAUCCUACGCCAUCAUCUUCAACUUCACCUUUUUUGAGAUCUCCGACCAGACAGACAUGGUGGAGCUACUGGAUGGCAACACCAACCAGGUGUUGGCACGCUUUGACUGGCGCAGCCCACCGAGGGAGCUAGUGAACGUCACUGGUGACUUUGUCAUACUGUACUUCUACUCAGACCGCACCAACCAGGCCCAGGGAUUUGCUCUGCUUUACCAAGCACUGAGAAGCCAGGACACCCGAACAAUGGAGGCUGAAGGAGAUGAGGAGGAUGAAGGAGAGGACGUCUCCAGCACAGCGGGGCCCCAGCUAUCUGGUGCCAUCACCGAGAGAUCCAACAGCACCUCAAACGGACGCUCCUCCCAGAUCCUCUACGUGAUCACGUCCAGCCCCGGUAAACCGGAGCACAACAUGCCAGGUCAGUGGGCUGGACGCGGCGAGACCACCAGCCACAGCGCUAUGUGGACCAUUUACGCCCUGGCUGCUCUCCUCAUUCUGACGGUCAUAGCCAUGGUGGCGAAGCUUCUGCUGCAUAUGACGGUCAAGUCUCCGAACAUCCCAACGGUCAGCAGUUCAGACAGCUGCAGUCAGAGCACAGCGUCUUCUGAGCCUUGGAUCAUCCUGUACCGGCCUUCCACCAUCUCCCUCUUCAAAAAGAAGCUAAAGAACCACCACGGCGACCUCAGCCCCCUGGUGGGAAACUAGCACCACUGCUGCGCUCUGCCGUUAACCAAACGCUACCGCCACCCAAAACUAGUCUCUACAAGGGCCAUCAGAUGCCAGGGCCUCAGACAAUGAAAUUAUAGGUGGCGCUACGCCAACAAGCCAACAGUGACUAAUGACAACUGACUGAGUUACUGCUACUAAAUGGCCUGUGGGUCGAAAGUGGCUGGGCCCUCCCAUCCUCCUCAGCAACAGAGAGGAAAGGGAUAGCAGGGCUGUCAGUGGCAUCCGUAUGAGAGAGGACCGCAAAGGAGUGAAUGGAGGACAACCCUGACAAAAGACAAGGACGCUUUUAACAUGCAGGAAGCUUCUCUCGUUCAGCGAGGCCCCAUUUCCAUCACCCACGGAUGUCCCUAACAAUCAACAUACCUCCAAAAACCAUUCCAGACUGCAGGCUCACCAGUGAAAACAUAACAGAGCUGGGUGCAGAUUACCGGCUAACUUCACUAUCUGUGUUCAGUUAAGGAAGCAGGGAGGUUUUCCUCUUCCUGGUGUUUCAGAGUCACAGGGGCAACCUAAUCUUCAUCAGCAUUAAGGAGGGGAUGAAGACAAGGAGUCUUUGAUACAUACACACACACACACACACACACACACACACACACACACACACACACAC